Messenger RNA from Dentiscutata erythropus, 238 nucleotides. The record is from the annotation of a GenBank genome assembly. NCBI's taxonomy places the organism in Eukaryota, Fungi, Glomeromycota, Glomeromycetes, Diversisporales, Gigasporaceae.
AUGGAUGAUUAUUUACAACAAUAUAAAGAUUUAUUAGAAGAAUUACUUAAAGUUCCAGAAAGAUUCUCAUUAGCUAAAGAUUUUCUAGAAAGAGAUAUUAAAAAUAGAAAAAUUAUUACUGAAAAUAAAUAUUACUAUAAAUUAAAAAUUUGUGAAGAUAAUAAAAAAAAUCGAGAGGAGAUUUUAAAAGAUCUCAAAAAAUAUGAAUUACUUAAUACAAUUAGAAACAAAAAAAAAA